This is a messenger RNA of Entrophospora candida, 2095 nucleotides long. NCBI's taxonomy places the organism in Eukaryota, Fungi, Glomeromycota, Glomeromycetes, Entrophosporales, Entrophosporaceae. The record is from the annotation of a GenBank genome assembly.
AUGUCAACAAAGGAAGAAAAUAAUAAUGGUGAUGGUGAAAAUUAUGCUUGUAAUAUUAGCAACAAUGUUAAUUCAAUGUCAACAACCUCAGCAAAAUUACCAUUGGGAUUGCUCUCGCCAAAACUCAAAAAACCAAAAUUCAAAUUAGAAGAAAUUCAACAAACUAAUGUUAAAAUAAUAAUAGAUUUAUCAUUUGAUGAAUAUAUGAAUGACGCAGAAAUAAUUUCUUUAUCUUCUCAAUUGACAAGAUGUUAUUCAACAAAUAGAUCAACUAUAAAUCCAGUAGAUUUAAUAUUCACUUCGUUUAAUAAACGUAUCGAAGAAAGAUUUGUUUUGAGACUAAAAGAUUAUUUAAAUUGGAAAAACAUUUCAUUCCACUCUCAAUAUUAUUUAAAUUAUUUCAAUACUGAUAAUAACAAUAGAACCAAUAGUGAUGGUGGCGACGAUGGCGGUAAUGGUAAAUUGAUUUAUUUGACAGCAGAUUCUGAUAAUAUUAUCAACACAUUGGAUGAAAAUAAUAUUUAUAUUAUUGGAGGAAUUGUUGAUAAAAACAGACACAAGUCACUUUGUUAUAAUAAAGCUGUAGAAGAAGGAAUUGAAACUGCCAGAUUACCAAUCGAGAAUUUUAUCAAAUUAUCUUCAAGAAAAGUUCUUGCUAUAAAUCACGUAUUUGACAUACUUAUUAAAUGGUUGGAACAUAAAGAUUGGGAAAAAGCAUUCUUGGAAGUUAUCCCGCAAAGGAAAUUUAGUGAAGAAAAUACUUUUUUAAAGAUGACUCAAAGAACGGCCGCAAGAUCUGCUUCUGAAUUCAAACAAAUACUUCGAAAAUCAACACAUGAAAAGUCAAAGACAGCUGAAAAAACAUUAUCGUCACCAACUUCUCGAAAAAGAAAAUCAAACAGUGACAGCAAAUCAAAACCUAGUUUAAUGAAACAAAAAUUAAAAACUGUUACUGAUAAAAAUGAUGAUGAUGAGAUGUCAUCAAACAAUAAUUUAGAAUCAAAGAAAAGACAAUCAGAAAAAAUAAUAGUUCAAACGUAUAAUGUAAUGGAGGUUAAUAAAUUGUCUAAAGAAUUUCCUGAUGAGUAUUGGCAAUUUCAUGCUGAGAGUGGUUAUGGAAUGAUAAGUUCUAUUCUUGGUAUGGUUCUUUCACCUGAUGGUACAAUGCUUGCUACACUUAGUAUUUACGGAGUUGUUAAAAUAUGGGAUACCAUAGAUUUUAGAAUGCUUCAAAAAAUGAGAGAUGUGAAAGAAAAGAAUAUCGAUGAAUUUUAUGUUGGAAAGUUUACACCUAGCCAUACACAUUUGAUUGUUGGUGGAAAGUUAAAGGAUCGGUACAAAUGGGAUGAAGAAGAGCGUGAUAAUCCCGUAUUACCAGGUCCAUUAAAGAUUUUUGAUGUUAUCGCGGGAGAAUGUAUUGGUAAACUUGAGGGACAUGUUGAAGAAGUUUUAUCUAUUAAAAGUGUUAUAUUUAAAGGAGAAAAUUAUUAUAUAACUACAAGUCAAGAUGGUUAUUUUAUUAAAUGGAAGAUGGACGAUGAUUGGAUUACAUUAAAAGAAAAAAUACUUAUCGAAGAUGGUUAUAUAGUAUUUUAUAUUUCAUUUCUUCCAAAUACUGGUAAUAAAUAUUUUUUGGCUGCUAUAGAUGAUAUAAUUAAAUUAUAUGAUUUUGAAACUGGUCAGCUUUUACAAAAUUUUGAAGAAAGCCUUUAUUCACAAUAUUGUGAUUGUGUAAAAUUCAUAUAUCCAGUAGAACCAUUGGAGGAUAUAAAUGGCCAAGAUAAAAUUUUAUCUGGGAAUAGAUGUAAAUCACCACAGCCAUCAGAGUCUACUGCCACUCCUCUUCAAUAUGCAUAUUUUAUAACUAGAGGUGUUGAGACUAUAGUGUCUGAAUAUGCAAAAAUAGCUAGAAAUGGCGAAGAUUUUCUAUUAGAAAAAGUUAGAAUCUUUCAACAUGAUAGUUAUGUAUCUAAUUCUUGGUUUGUGAAAGUUUCGUCAAAUGGUCGGUAUCUUGCUGCACCAACAAUGAAAGGAGAAGUUUGUAUAUUUAAUCUAAGGACUGGAAAUAUUGUUGCAAUACUUGAUGAUCAUGAAA